GUGGUGACUCUUGGAUUUGUAGCGAUUGUAACUGUGUGUGUACUAAUUUUCCAAAAGGAAGUCAAGGGUUUUGUAUAGUACAAUACGAUCAGUCUCUCAAAUUAAAUAAGACAUAAACGCAACAAUCCAACACCACCCAACAUAUUUCCAGCUGCAGCUACCAGAGAGCUAGCCAAUCAUGGAUGGUAUGGAUGGUAUGUUUGAUCAUCAACAUGGCAAGCCACCAGGCCAAAGCGUUAUGAUGCACAUGACCUUCUUUUGGGGCAAAAAUUCCGAGAUUCUCUUCUCGGGUUGGCCCGGAACGAGCUCAGGGAUGUAUGCUUUAGCCUUGAUCUUUGUUUUUGUUCUGGCCUUCCUCGUUGAGUUGUUCUCUCAUUCCAAAUCGAUCAGAUCUGAAUCCAACCAUGCAGUCGCCGUAUUGAUUCGGACUUUCUUGCAUGCUAUAAGGGUUGGUCUCGCUUACUUGGUGAUGCUGGCUGUCAUGUCCUUCAAUGGCGGCGUGUUCUUGGCUGCUGUGGCUGGACAUGCCUUGGGGUUCUUCCUUUUUGGCAGUCGGGUUUCCAACAAAUCAACACCUCCUCCACCCCCAGUGAAAACCGCUGAUCCUUCGAGCAUGAGUUGUUGAUAAUAUAUGCCUGUAUGUGUUUGUGUGCGUGCUUAUUCUCUUGAAUUUGGAUUUCUUGUACUUUUUCUUCCAGUUUUUCUUUGUAUUUUCUUUGCAAAUUCAACAUGAAAUGGUAUUAUUACA
Molecule: messenger RNA, 748 nt
Organism: Mangifera indica (mango)
Lineage: Eukaryota; Viridiplantae; Streptophyta; Magnoliopsida; Sapindales; Anacardiaceae
Product: copper transporter 1-like
Exons: 1
Coding region: 179-625 (148 amino acids)
Biological process (GO): copper ion transmembrane transport; intracellular copper ion homeostasis
Cellular component (GO): plasma membrane
Molecular function (GO): copper ion transmembrane transporter activity
Source: RefSeq, a predicted model, not a curated record